Molecule: messenger RNA, 1482 nt
Organism: Eimeria maxima
Lineage: Eukaryota; Apicomplexa; Conoidasida; Eucoccidiorida; Eimeriidae
Exons: 18
Coding region: 1-1482 (493 amino acids)
Biological process (GO): cell motility
Cellular component (GO): motile cilium
Source: RefSeq, a predicted model, not a curated record
AUGAUUGCCCAUAUGAACGGUUUGCCGGUGAAGGGAGGAGAUGACUCUGGAGCGUUUGUAAUAGAACUUCCUAAACCCUUGAAGUUCGAAGAAUUGGAGAAACUCGCAGAGGAAAGACAAAAAGAAAGAGCCGCACAAGCUGCCCCUUUCCUAAAAGAUGAACAAGAAGCUGCUGAUGCAGCAGCAGCAGCAAAAGCAGCAGCAAAAGAUAAAUUAAAAGAUAAAAGAAUUCAUUGUUGGGUUCUCGUUAAAGCUGGAAAAAGAAAUGUGUCUACAGACCUCUUCAUUGAUCCUCCUAGCGGGAGAAUAUACGAGCAAAAGAAGAGUCCUUUCCUGUCUGUUCAUUUCCUGUGGAACCAGGAUAACUUUUGGGUCAACAUGAGGCCCAAGGUCAAAGCCCAAGACUUGAAAUUCUCUCUCUCUAACACCCGCUUCUUUGAAUGCGCUCUUUGCAUGCUUCCCAAUCCAGAAGCUCGAGACUCACAGCUUCCUGAGUUUGGCUCCGAGCAGAAAAUCCAACACCUCAACGCUCUUCUGGCCCCUCCAGCUUGGAGCGAGCCGAUUAGGGCCGAUGGACUUGUGCGCUGCUUAACCUUCUACUCAGACUCUCGCCGCAACCUGCCGGAAGAAAUACGCUCUCUGGACGGUCUAGAGGAAAGAAUCUUCUGGCCAACUACAGGCAGACAAAUCGAAAGAUAUGCUGCAGGCAAUCCUCACGCCUUGCGAGAAGUCGUGACAAGGUUUGGAGUAAAAAUAUCUGAGGAAUUUGAGGGACGCGAAGAUGGACUAAUUGCCCAUUCGGUGAAAUACAAAGAUAUGACUGAAGAAGACAAAGAUAACGAAAGCAUCACUAGGGAGUCUGCCGCCUGCGUACAUGUCGCCCGCUAUCGGAAGAUGCAAAAGGAUUUGGUGUGGCGAGAAGAACAAGCUGCUGCUAUACAAGAGGCAUGGCGAGUAGAAGAGAAAAGAAGAAGAAGUCAGAAAUUAUUUAGUACGAUUGACGAAGGAGACUUUAUAGGAGAACAAAAAAUAGAUAGAGCUAUUUCGUGCAGCAUUUCAUCUUCUUCUCCUGCAGCAGCAGCAGCAGCAGCUGCUGCUGCUGCUGCCGCUGGAGUGGACUUGUUGGCACCGUACAUGAUUGCCUACGAAGACUUUGUGAAUGUGCAGCUGCGGCUGAUGGAGAAAGCAGCAGCAAUACAGCAGCAGCUCGAAGAGAAGCAGGAGCAACUCAAACGCAUUAAAGAACAUAUGCAAAGAAAGAUAAGAGAAGCACCACCAGGUAAUGCAGAAUUGCAAGAAGCAGCAAAACGCCAAGAAGAAUUAUUAUUUAAAAUAGAAAUAUCUACACAAAGACUUAAUAGACAUGAAACACAGGCAUUAGAAAAACUACACGCCCUCGAGUUGGCUAUAGCCAAAGACCCACGUCUCAAAGCCAUGUGGGCACUGCAUGCAGAGAUCUGCACUCGCCACUUUCGCCUUUAA